UUUUAGAUCCAAUUGUCAGAUGCUAGGUAAAGUUGAGCGCUCCGAACAAUUAAUUAUAACAAAAAAUGUAUUUGGGCAUAAACAUAUUCAGUCAUAUGACAAGAAACCUGAAACCACAGUCAAGGCUGGCUGGUAAGAAAGGAGUACAAUUUACUCGCCCACACGCUGCCGUGCAUGUGAACCCAUGCCACGAUCACUCAGUGCAGACCCAAAGAGAACUAAUGUUACCUGCAGUUUGGAUCUAGAAGAAGUUUUGCAGCGGUUACUUUUCUUUUUUAUUAUUAUUUUGUUUUUACCUCAACCUGUCAACAGCAACACGGGGAUGGAAAAAAUAAAUAAAUUCACUGCUCCGGCCGGGGAGAAGUUCAGGCAGCUUCAGAAGAUGGUACAAGACAUCAAGAAGAAUGAUGGAGGUCUUAUGAACAAGUUAAAAAAGUUUCAAGUUGCUAAUAUGCGCAAAACAGGAAUAAGCACAUGGGGCCGGCUAACCAACAAAGGACCGCCAUCUGUACCCAGAAGGGACUAUAAUCCAGAUGAUGACAAUGAAGAAGGUGAAGAGUGGUCUGACAAUGAAUUUGACAGUGAUUAUGAAAAUCCUGAUGAUCAUUCCGAAACUUAUGAAGUUCCGGAACUUGAGAACGAUGAUAGUUAUGAGCCCCCUCCGUGUGAACAGGAGAACAGGAACAUCGCUCCAGCCCUUCCUGUCUCCAAUGGGCAAUACGCAGACAACAGAACCGAAAGCAAGAGGUUACCUCCAAGAAAGCCCUUUCCCGUCCUGUCAGGUCAUUCAGCCAGUAAACCCAGGCUACCACCUCCUCAGAAAAAACAUAACCAGCAGCACCACUCUAAACCCAAACCAAGGAAAAAGGAGGCUGACGAUUGCGAUUAUGUGUGCCCCAAAGAUGAUGAUGAUGAAGAUGAUAAUUACAUUGACCCCUCAGAACAGUCUGCUUCUGCAGCUUCUCACCCCCCGCCUGUUGUUAACAGAAAUGCUAAGCCAACAAGAAACCAUUCUCCAGCUCCCAUCAGAGCAGAUAAGGUGGCUGAAGGUCCAGAGGUGUAUGAAGUACCAGAUUUGGAGGAAAAGCCGUCUCCGCCAGUCAACAGGUUUGUUAAAUCUGGGUUCAGAAAAGCACCUCCUCCUAGUCCGGAACCUGUAGAUGAUGAUGAAUAUGAAAUAUGUGACCCAGAUGACAGUGUAAGCGAUAAUAAUUCAGAGGAUACCAGUGCAGUCACUGUACUGAAAACUCCAAUACCACGACCCAGAGAGGGGAAACAAAAUAACCCCCCAUUGAAGCCAAAACCUAACUUACCAUCAAAAGAUAGUUUGCCUACAGAUAGACCUGCAGCUAUGAAACAUAGCCCCCUGAGUGUGGCUUCAGAAUUCGCUGCAAAAAUAAAGCCUCCACUUCCAGGGCAAAACUCAAGCACAACUCCACCCAAAGUUCCUGCAGUCACAAGUAGAGGGUCCCUACCACGGAGUGGCCCAAGUUCUGCAGAACAAGACGCUGGCGUUUAUAAUAAAGUUUGGUAUGCCAGUUCCAGUGACCGAAAGACUGCGGAAGAGGCCUUGGUCAGAACAAACAAGGAUGGGUCAUUUCUCAUAAGAAAAAGCUCUGGUCAGGAUAUAAAGCAACCAUUUACUUUAGUUGUGUUCUACAAGAAAAAGGUCUACAAUAUCCCUGUGCGCUAUAUUGAAUCAUCACGGCAGUACGCUCUGGGUAAAGAGAAGACUGGGGAAGAGCGUUUUGGAAGUGUGUCUGGUAUAAUUGAGAAUCAUCAGAAGACCCCACUGGUACUAAUUGACAACCAGAACAAUACCAAGGACUCAACAAAACUGAAACACCCUGUAAAAGUUUAACAACCAAAACAUUUUGCACAUCAUCUACUGUACACUUCUGCUGAAUUCCAAUAUAGAAUCUACUGUACCCUCUUCUGCUAAAUUCCAAUAUAGAAGCAACAGGGUUGGAUGAAUUCAAAUUGAUAGCCAGGUGUCAUAUCUAUUACUAGGACUAGUUUUGUUAGCUCCAGACCUUUUAUUUAAAUCAGGCAUCAGGAGCAUCAGACAGAAUCAUAAACCGAAUGUAAAUCAGCAACAAAUAAAAAUAUACUGACUCAAGGAUCUGUACAUUGUUAUACACAUACCAAUUGUACCUAGAAUGUGUAAACAUUUUUUUUGUUUGUAUUUUUGUAGUUAAAAACCAAUUCACAGAAAAGCAAUUUACUACAUAUUUGGAAAUCUGUUAUUUGCAUUAAUGUAUUUGUUCCUCAGAUGCUAAGGUUAAGAGUAAGAGUAUUCUGUCUAAUUCUGCGUCUCUGUGAGUAGCAAAUGUCAAAUGCUGUGUACAAAACAUGAUUAAUGAAAGUAAUACUUACACAUUUUUAAACUCUGAAAUGCUUGAUUUGUAUAUAUUUAUAAUAAAGAAUUGAUAUAGAAAAAGUCACAAUUUUAUAAAUACUGUAUACUACAGAAAUCAGCCUAAAGAAAAGUGUAAUCUUAAUUCGUAACAUUUUAAACAAAUGUCUAAGCUAUAAUAUUUUGUUUUAAGGAUUUUAACUAUUUAUUGAGCAUAAACAGUUGAUGGAAAAAAUUGAAAUUCAUUAGUAUGUUUAUGUAGUUUUUUUUAAUAGAUGUAGGCAAUUAAAUCUGCUGUCAAAAAAAAAAUCUAACCAAUGAAAAUACUGCUGUGUAGUUUUUUAAUGUCAUUUACACAAGAAAACCCUUUUUCAAGACAGAUGUCAUAUUAUGCAAUUAAUGCAAGAACACAAGCAGUCAGACAGUUCGGGCCAAUCCUUUUGCUUAACUGGUUGUUUUUUGUUUGUUUGUUUUUUUUAUAGCAGUAUUACUGUGAAAAGUGUCAUCUGAUUUCAUUAUUGCCCUGUUCACUUUAAAUAAAUAUAUUUUAUAUUA
Molecule: messenger RNA, 2911 nt
Organism: Polyodon spathula (Mississippi paddlefish)
Lineage: Eukaryota; Metazoa; Chordata; Actinopteri; Acipenseriformes; Polyodontidae
Product: B-cell linker protein-like
Exons: 22
Coding region: 185-1861 (558 amino acids)
Biological process (GO): cell surface receptor protein tyrosine kinase signaling pathway; intracellular signal transduction
Source: RefSeq, a predicted model, not a curated record